AUGGGCCAAGUAUGCCUCCUAGACUCUGGGCGCUUGUCAGCUCUCCUCCAAGAUGCGUUGUCAUGGGGUGGCCAUGUUUCGUCCCUCAUGGUAUCUGCUCUCAACGGUUCCAUUCUCGCAUACGCCUACCGAAAUGCCACUCCUUCGAUCAAAGACAUUCGGACUCAAUCUACAACGAUGACCGCCGCAUACACGGUGGCAUCGGAGGAUGUACUUGUCUUUGAAGCGCAGAACAUGGGCGCGCUGUCAGUGGUGACACCUAUUGCCGACCACAUCCUCCUGGCGGUGACCGGACCGGAACCGAAGAAGCAAAAGACAGCCUCGCCCGAGGCAGUCGACGAAGAGCAAGAGCACACUACGAAUGGUGACAUUGUGGAAGAGCAGGAUCAAGCACACAGCGAAGCCGAGACCGAACAUGAACAUGAGCAGGUCCGGACGGAUCUUGAAGCGAUCAGCCAGGAACUCGCUACGCUCCUUAGAGAAGAACUGGCCAAGUUAAGAUGGCCUGAGGAUAUCUGA
Molecule: messenger RNA, 519 nt
Organism: Exophiala spinifera
Lineage: Eukaryota; Fungi; Ascomycota; Eurotiomycetes; Chaetothyriales; Herpotrichiellaceae
Exons: 1
Coding region: 1-519 (172 amino acids)
Source: RefSeq, a predicted model, not a curated record